AUGACUCUCACAUGACAGCUGGCUGCCCCCGUAUUAGAGGACUAUCUACCCCGCGUAAGCAUGGACGUGCCGGAGCCUGUGUGGUUAAAGGCCCCGGGGUCGUUGUCGGUACAGGACGUGUACCGUAUGGCCGUGUGCCUCGGCUCUGAGUUAAAGACGUUAACGGAGCAGUAUGGUCCGGAUUCGGUGUCAGGGGUCGUCCCUCAAGUGGUGCGGGUGCUCGAGUUACUGGAGACUUACGUGGACUCCGGGAGGGAGCGGAGCUUCCCGGAGAAAGAGCUGCUGAUCCGAGCCGUGCAGAGCAUGCAGAUCGCCAAGGAGGAGCGCACUGCUCCGGAUCUCGAGCAGAAGCUUCUUGAAGCCCAAAGGAAAGAGCAUGAUCUGCAAAACCAGCUUUCCCAGCUCACAGAGGAGAACCAAAAGUUGUUAGGGCAGCUGGCAGAGUCCAAAGCUCUGGAAGAAUGUGCUGCAAGAGAAGAGCGAGACUUGAUGCUGAAAUUGAAGAAAAUAGUGGAUAAUCAGAGAGACCAGAUCCGAGCGUUGACCCAUGAGAAUUUGCAGAAGACCAAGGAUUCGGAAGCGCUACAGGAACAGUUGGACCGUUUCAUGAAAAUGAACGAAGACCUGCGGCGUAAACUAGCCGUCCUCCAGGCUCAGCUCCGAAGCUCUCUACAGAGAAAAACCGACGUGGAAAAUGUUCUGCAGGAAAAGGUUAAAGAACUCGAGAGACUCUCACGUGGGAGCGACGUGCCCUUCGGCAUCCCGGACGAUAAUAUGAACACAACAGAAGUUUGUGUUGAUCAGGAACCAAAAGGAGAAGCUCUAUCAAGUCAGCCGUGCUUCACUAAAGAAGAUGUUAAGCAGAUUGUACAGGAAAGAAACGAACUGAAGACAAACCUGUUUCUUGUAAAUGAGGAGCUGCAGUAUUACCAGAGGGAGUUGCUGAAUGAUGAAAGGAUCCCAGGCCUCUUAUUAUGUGGGUUGAAAUCUGCAAUAAGGAAGCAGCGAAAGAAGAUCAAAGCCAAGAUGCUUGGAAUUGUAGAGUCUCCAACAAGCAGUGACGAUGAAGAAAGUUCAUGGCCACGAGAGGCAGGCACUGACUGUGUUGACUCCAAACCCUCAGAUUCAAAAAUAAAGAGCUUGUUUGGGAUGUGGUAUGGCAAACCUACCACAGAUGCAGGAACCUGGGAGAUCAUUAACCCCAAGGAGCUCACACUGGUGCAGAAAGAAGAAGGAGCCGAUUGUGAGAAUGAUUGAAUCGUAUGAGGUUUUGUUG
Molecule: messenger RNA, 1276 nt
Organism: Spea bombifrons (plains spadefoot toad)
Lineage: Eukaryota; Metazoa; Chordata; Amphibia; Anura; Pelobatidae
Gene: RILP
Product: Rab interacting lysosomal protein
Exons: 8
Coding region: 61-1257 (398 amino acids)
Biological process (GO): cilium assembly
Cellular component (GO): cytoplasm; ciliary basal body
Molecular function (GO): protein dimerization activity
Source: RefSeq, a predicted model, not a curated record